Trichoderma reesei QM6a is the source of this 1140-nucleotide messenger RNA. RefSeq lists its product as uncharacterized. NCBI's taxonomy places the organism in Eukaryota, Fungi, Ascomycota, Sordariomycetes, Hypocreales, Hypocreaceae. The record is from RefSeq and is a predicted model, not a curated record. The transcript has a single exon. The annotation marks the transcript as partial. Gene Ontology annotation, molecular function: oxidoreductase activity.
AUGCACCAAGAGACAGAGGACUGCCAGCCCCGAUCCAGGAAGCGGGUCGCUGUUGUUGGCCUUGGCAUGGUUGGCAUUUCUUUUAUUGAGAAGCUUCUCAGAUACGACAUGGAAAGCGGUCGUGAUGAGUGGGAGGUGACUGUUUUUGGAGAGGAGCCGUAUAUCGCAUACAACCGUGUCGGUCUUACACAGUACUUUACGAAUCGUUCCAUUCAGCAUCUGUAUCUCAGCCCGCCGGAAUGGUACUCGUCACACUCGGAGAGAAAACUUACAUAUCAUACGUCCGAUCUUGUCAUUUACAUAGAUGCGCAAGCCAAACUGCUCAACACAGCCAAUGGACGAGUCUUCCACUACGACGAGUGCGUCCUCGCCACCGGUUCCGAUGCUGCCUUGCCACCUUACAUGUCCUCCGAGCAGUUUCGAAGCACUAGGGGUUGCUUUGUAUACAGAAGGAUAAAGGACCUUGACAAUAUUAUCGAUUAUGCCACCAAUGCCCCAAGCUACAUUGGACAUCGCAUUCGCAAGGCAGCUGUUAUCGGUGGCGGGCUUCUCGGCUUGGAGGCAGCCAAGGCUCUACUGGAUCUCGAAGAAGUUGACCAAGUUGUUCUUGUGGAGCGAAAUCGAUGGGUACUCAGCCGCCAACUUGAUCAAGAGGGCGGCACGUUGGUCCUGGAAAAGGUGAGGGCCCUGGGCGUUGAAGUUCUGCUACAGGCCCGAGUCCGAGAUCUUGUGUGGAACGACGAGAAGCGGCUCACUGGGUUGCUUCUGGAGGGAAAGGAUGGACUGCCAGACCAGGAAUUCGACAUCGACCUUCUCGUGUUUGCUGUUGGAAUCAAGCCCCGAGAUGAUCUCUCCAAGACUACCCCUAUCAGUGUGGCCAGGCCAAGCGGAGGUUUCAUCGUCGACAACCAGCUUCGCACAAACUUGCCUCAUAUCUACGCUAUUGGAGAAUGUGCCAGCUUCCUCGGAGAAACAUUUGGUCUUAUAGCUCCUGGGAUCGAAAUGGCCGACGUACUCGCCUUCAAUUUGACAGAAGGUCCCAACCACAGCAGGAGAGAGAUGCAGCCUCCCGAUAUCAGCACGAAACUCAAAUUAAUGGGCGUCGAUGUCGCCUCCUUUGGUGACUUCUUUGCGGAUCAG